Girardinichthys multiradiatus is the source of this 2338-nucleotide messenger RNA. RefSeq names its product heparan sulfate 2-O-sulfotransferase 1b (gene hs2st1b). Gene Ontology annotation, cellular component: membrane. Gene Ontology annotation, molecular function: heparan sulfate 2-sulfotransferase activity. The coding region runs from base 484 to 1557 and encodes 357 amino acids. Lineage: Eukaryota; Metazoa; Chordata; Actinopteri; Cyprinodontiformes; Goodeidae. The record is from RefSeq and is a predicted model, not a curated record. The transcript is spliced from 7 exons.
CCUACAGAUUAUUGCCAACCGCCAUUAAACACCAGAAGAAGAAGAAGCAUGCUACCAUGUCGCUGAGACAGUAGUUUGGGUUUAAUAUAAACUGACUUUAUUUGUAUUACGAAAAACCAUGUUGGAGGUAUCAGGGCGGAUGUUUGUCCGCAUAACGAGACGUAAAGUAGAAUAAAAACGUCUCGUCUUUUUUUUAUAUAAAGGCUGGAACGAGUUCCGUGGUGCUGGUUAUUGUUAGCUCGGAGGUAGCCCGUGUUGGUUUGUUUUGCUGACGAUGAGUUACUCUGACUGCUGUGUUAGUUAACAGGACUCGGGAGCUAACUUAUUAGUAUUUAUUUUUGGUGGCAAAAGCCAAGAAAAUAAAAGCGGCCUCAGCCGUGGUAAGCUGCCAGCAGCAGAGCCACCUUACUGGUAUUGGCAGCGCUUCAAUGAGCACCUGAGCAGCUCACUGUGUCCGCGGAAUGGUUCGGUAGUUUUUUUUUGAUGGGGCUGCUGAGGAGCACGAUGCCACUCAAGAUCCAGCUGUUGGCCGUUCUGGCGUUUGGAGUGGCCAUGCUCCUUAUAGAGAACCAGAUCCAGAGACUGGACGAGUCAAGAGGCAAACUGGAACGGACCAUUGCCAGACACGAGGUGGCAGAAGUUGAGCUGCGCCACAACGAAGAUGUCGGGGGACGGGAUCCGUCACCUCUGGUUGAAAACGACAACAUGAUUAUCAUCUACAACAGAGUGCCCAAAACUGCCAGCACAUCCUUCACUAACAUUGCCUAUGACCUCUGCGGGACAAACCGCUUCCAUGUCCUGCACAUCAACACAACCAAAAACAACCCCGUCAUGUCUAUACAGGACCAGGUGCGCUUUGUUCGGAAUGUCACCACAUGGAGAGAGAUGAAGCCUGGCUUCUACCACGGCCACGUUGCUUAUCUGGACUUCUCAAAAUAUGGUGUGAAAGGUAAGCCGUUGUACAUUAAUGUGGUGCGGGAUCCGAUAGAGCGCCUUGUGUCGUACUACUACUUUCUGCGCUUCGGAGACGACUACCGACCUGGCCUUCGACGGAGAAAACAAGGGGAUAAGAAGACUUUUGAUGAAUGUGUUUCAACCGGGGGGUCUGAUUGUGCUCCUGAGAAACUUUGGUUGCAAAUCCCCUUCUUCUGUGGUCACCAUUCAGAGUGCUGGAAUGCAGGCAGUAGAUGGGCUCUGGAACAGGCUAAGUACAACCUGGUGAACGAGUAUCUGUUAGUUGGAGUAACUGAAGAGCUGGAGGACUUCAUCAUGAUCCUGGAGGCGGCUUUGCCGCGCUUCUUCAAGGGAGCAGCGGAUCUCUACAGAACAGGCAAAAGGUCCCAUCUAAGGAAGACCACCGAGAAGAAGUCCCCCACCAAAGAGACUAUCGCCAAGCUGCAGCAGUCUGACAUCUGGAAAAUGGAAAAUGACUUUUACGAGUUCGCACUGGAACAGUUCCAGUUUGUGCGUGCUCACGCUGUCAGGGAAAAGGACGGUGAGCUGUACGUGCUGGCCCAGAGCUUCUUCUAUGAAAAGAUCUACCCAAAAGUGAACUGAGAGCAAAGCCUAAAAACAGAGAGGUCGAGCUGCGAAGAAACUCUUCACACCGUUCUCUGAAGGAGAGACUGAAUCUGCUGUAGACUGUUCCUUUCAAUUUCAACUAGAAAUGUGUUAGAAAUGUUUUUGGUUUUUUUUACAGUAUUUUCUGAAGCAGCUGUUGAGAAAACAAACUGUGCUAUGAGGAAAAAGUUCUCCUGAGUUAGUUGAAGAUGUUUAUUAGUUAACCACCAGGAUGUAAACGGGCAGCAAACUAAAUCUAGCUCAACCAGUAAAGACUUGUUCUGAACUAUAAUUCUGGAAAAAUAAGAUUAUUUCUUCUGCUUUGUGUACUCAUAAUUUGUGCACCAAAACCUGUUUACAAAUUCCUUUUGGUCAAAGCGGCAUUUGUACAUAAUGUAUUGACACAACGUAAACUUGUUAAUGGACCAAAAGGUGAGGGGGAAAAAAAGACAAGCGAAUGGACCACUGCAUUGUUUGAUUCCUGACAUGUUUCUGAUCUUAUUUGAUUUUUAAACCUUUAACGUAUACUGUCAGUGUUUUUAUCACUCUGUAUUUUUGAUAGAACUGUUAGCUGCUGUUUCUGGAGCUGGAGCCACAGAAAGGUACCAAUCAGAAAUGAACACAGGGCGGAAGUACAGGGUGAUUUUAGCAGGAUGAGACUGAUAGUGCCUUUACUGUAGUAGGACUCGUUUGUCCACUCGUGUGUAUUCUUACUGAGAUCACUGUUGAUCCCCACUUCCUACACAAACAUUCCGAUAUAAAAAACAUGAUCCCUAAA